AUGGGAGGCCACAAAGUUAGGAGACCACCCUUCCUGGAUAUUGUCUAUGAAGCAAAUGGCAUCUUUGCCAUCAAUCUUUUAAAGAUGUUAUGUAAUAAGAAACCUUCCAAAAAUGUAUGUUAUUCUCCCAUCAACAUCUCUUCUGCUCUAGCUAUGGUCCUCUUGGGAGUGAAAGGAAACACCAAAAUCCAGAUAUCUGAGGCAAUUGGCUUAAACACAUCGAUAGACAUUCAUCAGAUCUUCCUGUGGAUCCUCAAUAUCCUGAAGAAGCCAACCAGAAAGUACACCUUCAGAAUGGCCAACAGGCUUUUUGCAGAGAACACUUGUGAAUUCCUCCCAACAUUUAAGGAGUCCUGUCUUCAGUUCUAUCACUGGGAGAUAGAGCAGCUCUCCUUUACCAAGGCUCCAGAGGAGUCCAGAAAACACAUAAACACGUGGGUCUGCAAAAAUACAAAAGGGAAAAUUCCAGAAUUGUUGUCAGGUGGCUCAGUUGAUUCAGAGACCAGGCUUGUACUUGUCAACGCCUUAUAUUUCAAAGGAAGGUGGCAUCACCAGUUUGACAUAAAUUCCACCAGGGAAAUGCCCUUUAAAAUAAACAAGGAUGAGAAAAUACCAGUGCAGAUGAUGUUUCAGGAAGACACGUUUAAGCUUGCCUAUGUGAAUGAGGUGCAAGUUCAAGUGCUGGUGCUGCCCUAUAAGGGCAAGGAGCUGAACUUGGUGGUCCUGCUCCCAGAUGAUGGUGUGGAACUCAGCAAGGUGGAAAACAAUCUCACUUUUGAGAAGUUAACAGCUUGGACCAAACCAGACUAUCUGAAGACCACUAAAGUUUUGGUUUUCCUUCCAAAAUUUAAACUGGAAGAUUAUUAUGACAUGGAAUUCAUCUUUCAGGACAUGGGAAUGGGAGAUAUCUUCCAAGGGGGCAAGGCUGACUUCUCAGAAAUGUCUCCAGAGAGAGGCCUGUGUGUGUCCAAGUUCAUUCAAAAGAAUGUUGUGGAAGUUAAUGAAGAAGGCACAGAAGCUACAGCAGCCACAGCUGAUGAUACUGUAUGUUCAGCUAAACCUCGUGAUGGCCAAACUUUCUGUGCUGACCACCCUUUCCUUUUCUUUAUCAGGCACAACAAAACCAACAGCAUCCUGUUCUGUGGCAGGUUCUCAUCUCCAUAA
Molecule: messenger RNA, 1164 nt
Organism: Mus pahari (shrew mouse)
Lineage: Eukaryota; Metazoa; Chordata; Mammalia; Rodentia; Muridae
Product: serpin B9-like
Exons: 7
Coding region: 1-1164 (387 amino acids)
Biological process (GO): negative regulation of endopeptidase activity
Cellular component (GO): cytoplasm
Molecular function (GO): serine-type endopeptidase inhibitor activity
Source: RefSeq, a predicted model, not a curated record